CCAAACUGCCCUCCCGUUCAGGCUCCACGCCCCCCAGAAGAGUCCGGCCUCCCCUCCUUUAACUGCCUCCAUGCCGCGGAAGCUCGCUCGGCUCCCACUCUCACUUGGCUUCCCCAUCCAUAGGAGGCCGGGAAUGUAGUAACAGCUUGAUGUGACCUCACUUCUCCUCCGCUCCCCUCUCCUCUGUCCUGACUCCUGUCGCCCGACGACGCCACUGGUCCGCGCGGCGCCAGCCCAGAUGUUUCUCCACUCCCUCCUGGUGCAAAAAAUGGCAAAGAACACGCGGCAGCCAAGAAAGGAUGGCGGCGCGAGAUCAGGCGGCCGGAGGUCCCCGUGGUACCAGCGCGCGGUGGAGGUGCUCCUCCUCGUCUGGAAGCAGCCGGCGGCGGCGCCGGCGACGAAGGCCGCGGCGGCGUCGGGGGUGACGGCGGCCACCGGCAAGGGUGGCGCGGCGCCGGGGGGGCCGGGGCCCGGGCCCGGGCGGCUGCGCAAGUCGUCGUCGCUGAACGUGGCGGCGUCGUUCACGCGGGUGUGCCUGUGCGCGCCCAUCUCCUCGUACAACAGCGAGUCGUUCUACUGCUUCCAGGCCGACGCGGCGCCGCGGCGGAGCUACAGUUACCCGCGCGCGUCGUCGGCGUCGGCGUCCGGUUGCGGCGUCAGCCCUCUGGUGGCCCCGCCGCCCGCGGCGGAGCAGGCCGCCGCAGCCGUUGGACGGGGCCGGCCGGGCGCGGGCAAGGGCGGCGUCGGCGGCGGGGAGGGCGCGGCGCGGCGCGUGUUCCGGGGCAAGUCCCUGACGGACGACAUCCUGAUGCGGCGGUUCGUGGUGGACGAGGAGGCCACGCGGCGGCGCAACGAGAUGGAGGUGAUCCGGCGGCGCCACGCCGCGGCCUCCAAGCGCCGGCGCCUGGGCCCCAGCCCCCUCCGCCGGAUGGCGCUGGCGGAGUCGGAGGCCGAGGAGGAGCCGGAAGCGGCGCCGGCCGCGCCGGUGCACGCAGCCGGACGGGGAACGGACAACUCCGUGGCAGCGGCAGUAGCGUAGCAUGGCGAGGCCUUCCGGUGUGAUGAUUUCGAUUGGUUUCGCCGUCGCCUCUGUUUUUUUUUUCCUUCUUCUCCUUCCUUUGUCUUCUUCCUCUCCCGCUGUUGCUGCCUGUCAUGCGCUGAGAGGAGGAGAAUCUGGAGCAACGCACAGUUUUUAAAACA
Panicum virgatum (switchgrass) is the source of this 1200-nucleotide messenger RNA. Its product is annotated as CLK4-associating serine/arginine rich protein-like. Bases 239 to 1039 code for a protein of 266 amino acids. The transcript is spliced from 2 exons. The record is from RefSeq and is a predicted model, not a curated record. NCBI's taxonomy places the organism in Eukaryota, Viridiplantae, Streptophyta, Magnoliopsida, Poales, Poaceae.